UUGCAAAGUGCGGAGUUUCAAGAUCAAUCCGUGUGAAAAACAGAAAUAAUCACUGAAAAAUGCGUGUAAAUCUCCCCCAUAAAUGGUGUUUUGGUUUGUUAAGAAAGACAAAAUAUUAUUUGAAAAAAAUCCACUGGGACACACUGUGAAUUGACAAUUUUUUUUCCAGUCCAACAGAAUUUUUUCCCAGUCUGUGUCAGAGUAAAACACAAAUAAGUUGACUCACCUUGACCCAAACACGGAGACAGUCAGUUUCUUUCUACAGCAUUUUUUAUUGCUCUAAAAUAGACAGUGGUAUAAAUCAUUUCAUUGAGACAAGUCAUGAAGAUAAUGUUUUAGAGAAAUAUCGGCAGAUUGAUUAAAGUUGCAAAAAUUGUAGAUGAAAUUUGUGUGUUUAUAGACAUCUUGCAGGAAACAGUUUUGAGACAACAUAUAGCUGAAGAAGUGUUAGAUGUGGCUGUCUAAUCUAUACCACCAUUGUCCGACGUGCAAAAAAAACUUAUCAAAGUCACCAAAUUAAUCAGGAAAACCUUCCUAUUAUUGCUCGGUGUUAUCACCGAACUUACGCUGGUGACUCUGUGAUCGAUAAUCACCCCCCAAAAAAUGUACAGUCAAUGAGUUCCAUUCGACCAUACAACAUCGAUGACGAUUGCCUCGAGGAUCAGUAGAAAAAUCCCUGGGCAAAUCUUCAUCCUUCAGGCGAUCUUACAGCCCAGAGUUUUUUUUUUCUUGUGUGUGAUCAUCGUAUCUUAAAGUGAACAUCACCACUUAUGUUCUAUUCCGAGCUGUGAGUUAAGUGUGGAUAAAAAAGCAACGACUUGAAGGUGAAAAUGGCUUGUGGUGGUCUGCGUUGCUCAAUGCUCUUCAUUGGACUUUUUGCCCUGAUUCAGGGAAUUGGAUACCUGAUCAUGGGUAUUUUUGGCAUUUUAGCCCAUCAAUGUGACGUACAAAUGGACACCUCCCAGUUAAACUACCUAAUCUACCUGGCAUACUUCAGACACGCACAGUGUGGCGAAGUCAACUGGCCGCUACUGGGAAUUGAUCUUCCACCCGGUGUUGAGGUCAUCAAGCCCGAUGUGUCCGACGUAGCGCUCCGGAUGCAGAUCUUCAUCAAGAUCUACAUCGUCUUGAGCUCUGUCUGGAUUAUCACGUCCAUCAUGUUCAUUGCUGCCACAAGCUCAACCAGCUUCAGUCGGAACUUCCUCAGGUUCUUCUGCUAUGCCUUUGCCAUCACCUGUCUCCUUAACUUUAUCUUUGAUCUCAUUGCCUCAGGAUUUCAUAUCUCUGACAUCACAUGGACAACGACCCUGGAAUAUUUCCUGGAGUUCAUUCAAGUGGAGAACAGGGACGAAUUGAUGACGUACCUGCAGGAUGUCUCCAUUGUGGCUUUGCCCAUUCCCGCUGUUAUCAUGACGGUGGUUUCAUUCAGAGGCUUAAUAAUUGCCAUUAUUAAUUUUACUAUGAUGGUCAUUGUAUUUCUGUCCGUAAAGCGACUUGAGGAGAAGCUGCAGAAGAAGCCCCCAAAGGUUAUUAGAGCUCCAGAUUUUGGAUAUGAAAGACAAUAUCCACCAGGUGAAAUGGUUCAGAGGAGAACUGCUGAUCACAUUUCUCAAGGUCCCCUGCAUCAGUAUCAACAGCAUCCACCGCCACAGUCUCUGCAAAAGUCUUCUGCUCCAGUGCAGAAUCGCAGCAGAUACGAGGAUGUCAAUCCUCAUCCUUAUCAGUACGACAAUCACACAUAUCAAUCAGACAAUCAGUACAAUCAACCAGUUUCUGCGCUAAAAGCUCAGCCAGUACUUACCACAGAAAGGAGAUUCCUGGAGCCUCUAAAGGGAGGAGAAUCUGAGGGUUCUGCAUCCUCGAGGGCUUCACCUGUCCAUGAGACUUCUCGGGAUUCCUCCUAUGUGGGAUAUGGAAGGAUCCCAGCUAGAGAUAGCAGAAGACCAAAGGAGGAAGAUCCCCAUCCUGCCAUUCUGAGACACACAAAACCACCUUAUGGAGGAUCCCUCAGCCGAGAUGAGAAACCUGUCGUCAGGAAGACAUACUCCGAUGCCAACAGAUUCUCCCAGCAGCAAGUUCCUCCGGAGGAACUCAGAAGCCAGCUGCCUUGGUCAUACUUCCAGAGUCGCCAUGAAGUAAAGCGACCAAAGAAAAUCCAGGAACACAGCAAUGACGAGAUCCCUCCUCCAGUCCCGGUUCCAGACUACACUCUACACUUCCCCAAGAAGGGAAGGCAAGGUCCACCACCACCGCCGAAGCCAACCAAAGAGAGCAUUGAACGAUGGAGUGGACCUGAGGUACAUUAUUAAACUCCCCAAAAGAAUUCUUCUAAGAAUGUUGCUUAAAAGCAAAGUUUUUAAACUGAAAACAGCAAGAAGAAAUCAAUAAAUAUUUUGUGUGAUAAGAAA
This is a messenger RNA of Phlebotomus papatasi, 2408 nucleotides long. RefSeq lists its product as uncharacterized. The record is from RefSeq and is a predicted model, not a curated record. NCBI's taxonomy places the organism in Eukaryota, Metazoa, Arthropoda, Insecta, Diptera, Psychodidae. The transcript is spliced from 7 exons. The coding region runs from base 831 to 2309 and encodes 492 amino acids.